Messenger RNA from Hipposideros armiger (great roundleaf bat), 876 nucleotides. RefSeq names its product collagen alpha-1(III) chain-like. The coding region runs from base 1 to 864 and encodes 287 amino acids. The transcript has 4 exons. Lineage: Eukaryota; Metazoa; Chordata; Mammalia; Chiroptera; Hipposideridae. The record is from RefSeq and is a predicted model, not a curated record.
AUGGGUUCUCCUAAGAAGGAGAGGAAGGAUAUUGAGCAGCCCCUCGCGCCGCCGACCGGCUCUUCCCUGCGCCCGCCUCUCGUCCCAGGGAAAACCUUCUGGUCUCCCGCCCCCGGCGGCCACAGCUCCACGGGUUGGGGCGCCGGCUCUUUGUCUCUCUCGCGGGAGGGCCGAAGAGGGGGCGGCGAGGGCGGAGGCUCCUGCCCCGGAGGCCGAACGGACCGCCAUUGUCUCCGGGGGCGGCCUGGAAGGGACAUCUGGGAACGUGGUGGCCCUGGGGGGAGGCGUAGGGCGGGCGCUCGCGGAGCACCGCCUGGGCGGCUUGCAGGUGGAGGCAUUGCCAGGUGUCUUUCCGGCGAGGAGGGGGUGGCGGUGGGAGAGGCGAGCUUUGCGAUCCGGAGGAAGCGCGGGGGGCGUGACAGGGCGUCCCCGGGACCCCCGCGGCAGUGCCUCUUGUUGCCCCGGCGAGAUCCCGCGCGAGCCGGGUCCGCGUCCGCGCGCCCGGUCCCGUCUGCUCGUGCGUCCGGGCGGCUGCUAAGGAGCUGGCGGCGGCGGCCUCGAGGCCCGCCGUCCGGAGUGCAGUGCCCAGCGGGCCAGGCGCGGGGCAAGGAGGAUGCAGGCUCGGCUCCGGAGAGCCCAGGCGGGAGGGCCGGGGCGGGGCCGGGGCGGGCGCAGGGCGUGUGCGGGCUGCUGGCGGCGGCCCCUGGGAGGUCGACGGGGCCAGGGGUGCUGGGAGGAGCGGCUUGUCAUAGGGCGCGCGCCGGGGGUCAGUCCGCGGUUCGCGUUUCUCCGUGGCCUCUCUCAAAAUCACCACCCAGAUUCGACUACAAGGUGGACAUAGUGUUUUACGGAUGUGGAAACUGAGGUACAGAGAAG